Molecule: messenger RNA, 1822 nt
Organism: Phragmites australis (common reed)
Lineage: Eukaryota; Viridiplantae; Streptophyta; Magnoliopsida; Poales; Poaceae
Product: L-ascorbate oxidase homolog
Exons: 8
Coding region: 28-1677 (549 amino acids)
Molecular function (GO): copper ion binding; oxidoreductase activity
Source: RefSeq, a predicted model, not a curated record
GCGAAAAAUACUCGCGCCGCGCUCGCGAUGGCGCGAAGGAACAAGGGAGCUCUCGCCCUUCUUGUGUGCAUCUGCUUGCUCAUCGCUUCGGCGGAGGCGGAAGCUCCGUACAGAUUCUUCGACUGGGAGGUCACCUAUGGCGACAUCAGUCCCCUGGGUGUUCCGCAACAGGGAAUUUUGAUCAACGGGCAGUUUCCCGGGCCGGAGAUCGAGUGCCAGACCAAUGACAAUCUGAUCAUCAACGUGCGCAACAGCUUGCCGGAGCCGUUCCUGCUAUCAUUCAACGGUUUGCAGCAACGCAAGAACUCGUGGCAGGAUGGCGUGUCCGGCACCAACUGCCCGAUCCCGCCGGGCCAGAACUUCACGUACCAUCUGCAGGCCAAGGACCAGAUCGGCAGCUUCUUCUACUUCCCUUCACUGGCGUUCCACAAGGCCGCCGGCGGCUUCGGCGCCAUCCGCAUCCAGAGCCGCCCGCGGAUCCCCGUCCCGUUCCCCCCGCCGGCCGACGAGUACACCGUGCUCAUCGGCGACUGGUACAAUACCAGCCACAAGGCUCUUCAAGCUACGCUGGACAGUGGAAACGAACUGCCUUCCCCUGAUGGCAUCCUGAUUAACGGCAAGGGUCCAGAUGGUGCAAACUUCACCGUUGAGCAAGGAAAGACGUACAGGCUGCGCAUUUCCAACGUUGGCCUUCAGAACACGCUCAAUUUCAUGAUCCAAGAUCACGACAUGUCGCUGGUUGAGGUGGAGGGCACCCACACGGUGCAGAACUCAUACACCUCCCUCGACGUCCACCCCAGCCAGUCGCUCUCCGUGCUGUUCACCGCCAACCGCCCGGCAAGGGAUUACCACAUCGCCGUCUCCACCCGCUUCGCCAACAGCACCCUCAACUCCACCGCCGUGCUCCGCUACGCCGGCUCAAGCCUCCCCGUUUCCCGGUGGCUGGCCGCUGGGCCCAGCGACGUCAACUUCUCCCUGAACCAGGCUCGCUCCAUCAGGACGAACCUGACGGCGAGCGGGCCGAGGCCGAACCCGCAGGGCUCGUACCACUACGGCUCCAUCAACGUGACCCGCACCAUCCGGCUGGCCAACUCGGCGGGGCAGGUGGGCGGCAAGCGGCGGUACGCCGUGAACGGCGUCUCGUUCGUGGAGGCCGACACGCCGCUCAAGCUGGCGGACUACUACAACAUCAGCGGCGUGUUCCGGCUCGGCGGCAUCCCGGACGCGCCGCCCGUCGAAGGCGCCGCGGAGGUGCGGAACGAGACGGCCGUCAUGGACUCUGACCACCGCUCCUUCGUCGAGGUCGUGUUCGAGAACAGCGAGGAGAGCGUCCAGAGCUGGCACCUUGAUGGCUACAGCGUGUUCGUCGUCGGAAUGGACGUGGGAAACUGGAGCGAGCAGAGCAGGGAAGGCUACAACCUUGAGGAUGCCGUGUCGCGGUGCACGGUCCAAGUGUACCCAAGAGGGUGGACGGCAAUUCUGAUCGCGCUGGACAACGUUGGCAUGUGGAACGUGAGGUCGGAGGUGUGGGCUCGCAGGUACCUGGGCCAGCAGUUCUACCUCCGGGUGUACACGCCGACGCACUCGUUCCGCGACGAGCUCCCCAUCCCGGACAACGCGCUCCUCUGCGGCCGCGCCACCGCCACCAACAGCAGCCGCCUAGCCUCGCGGUACUAAGCAAGCAGGCUGAGGGUCAACAAGACAGCCAGAGUUUGACACCCCAGGAAUGAUCCAACGUACGUUCGUGUGAUAGCAGUGUGUAAUAGUUGAACGGUCCUGUCGAGUUUGGGCUAAAUGGAUGCCCUCGAUACAAACAUUUUUG